AUGCAGCCAAAGAUUUCUGAAGGUCAAGAUGAAAGCAAGGUAAAGGCCGAGUUAGAAGUGUUGCUUGAAAAUGGGUGGGAGUUAAACGGAGAGCAAAUACAACUUGGGAAGACGUACUAUUUCAAAACAUACACCAAAGUCCUAGAUCUUCAUACGUGUAUCGGAGUGGGAAGCAAAUCGAAAAACCACCAUUCAAAAAUGAUUACGGAUUUCGGAUCUCUCACCGUGUACUGGACGACACACAAACCCCGCGGCCUUUCUGCUAAGGACACAUUCAUGGCGAGAUAUUGCGACGACCAAGCCCAGCUUAUUGGGACGGUAGGCCAGAGCGACGCCCAAAAGUGUGGCCCUCCCCCAUCUUCACGAAAUGACUAG
This is a messenger RNA of Lindgomyces ingoldianus, 375 nucleotides long. Its product is annotated as transcriptional coactivator/pterin dehydratase. The record is from RefSeq and is a predicted model, not a curated record. Gene Ontology annotation, biological process: tetrahydrobiopterin biosynthetic process. The transcript has 3 exons. Lineage: Eukaryota; Fungi; Ascomycota; Dothideomycetes; Pleosporales; Lindgomycetaceae. The coding region runs from base 1 to 375 and encodes 124 amino acids. Gene Ontology annotation, molecular function: 4-alpha-hydroxytetrahydrobiopterin dehydratase activity.